AUGGCAUCUUCCUUUAUUCCACCCAAGUCUCGCCCCCAUCAUUACCAACCUAUCCUUCCGUCAAGAUAUCCUUCAUCCCACUUCAAUUCCAAACAGCCCGACCAACCUUCUGUAGACAAUCCUCGCCAUUUCUCCGCAUCUCUGGUCACCAGACUCAUGUCGCCUCCCGCGCAACCACCUGGUCCAUUCAAUGGUCCCGGCUCCUUUCAAGAUCGGCUUGCCAAGCUGGAAGGCUCGUUGCCUGCUAUGCAUGACGCGUAUCAGCGGGAAAUAUCUUCUUUGCGGAACGAAGUGGAGUCCCUCAAGACAAGUCAAUGUACUUUCGACCACCAUGUCUCAGCUCCUCACUACUCUCCUGGCCACCCCCAAUGGACCGGUCACGGCAAACAUUCCCAUGCCGCUCAUCAAUUCUCGCAUCGCUCCUCCAUGUGGACCCAACGGUACUCCGCCGUCUCCUCCGGCAUCACUCUACCCUGGUAG
Molecule: messenger RNA, 480 nt
Organism: Puccinia triticina
Lineage: Eukaryota; Fungi; Basidiomycota; Pucciniomycetes; Pucciniales; Pucciniaceae
Exons: 3
Coding region: 1-480 (159 amino acids)
Source: RefSeq, a predicted model, not a curated record